GUUUUUGAAAUUUUCAUUGCAAUAGAAUUCCGUUAUUAAAUUUUUCAACUCAUAAGUGUGUCAUUUUCUCAUGUUAUGAAAUUCCAAAAGAGAAUUUGAGCAUGCAAAUAUUUGUCCCCAUGUUUUACCUACCUCAAUAAUUUGCGUAGUUUAUUUUACAGAGUAAAAUAUGAAUGCAAAAAUUUGAUCCGCACAGGUCAUCACAGGUUGAUGACUUUGUUGUAGUAAGUGAGUAAAUGAAACGAUUGCACAUUUUUCCAUUUAAAAAAUGAAACAUUCACAUGAGGAUGAUACCUUAUAUGCUGUGAAGGGAAAAUUAAAUACAAUAAAUUUCAUAAUGUUGUGAAAUUCCAAUAGAAAUGCUGAGGAAGAAAAUAUUUGUCAUCAGCUUUAAGAAUAUUCCAGCAUAAUUAAUGCAUGGUUUGCACAAUGUUAAUGUCUUUUUAGUAGUAAAUAGGUUAAUGAAACGCUUGCACAUUUGCAGAUGUCUUUAUUUUUUGCAGGAUAUAAAUGAAAUUCGAUGAAAUUCAUCAUGUUGUGAAAUUCUAAAAAGAAAGUUUUGCUGACAACCAAAUUUUGUUCUUAUGAUUUAAAUUGCUGAGUUGACAUAUUUUAUGUAUAAAAAUGCAAUUGCCCUUUGAUUUUCAACAGUUUGUUACCAAAACCCCGUCAGUGUUUCUUACAAUGAAUCAACUCAGCAACAAGUCUCUGUCCGAAAUAAUGAAUAUUAUUUCACUUACCAAAUCGGUAAGCGAUUUAAUUGCAAUUAUUGAGGAUAACAAUGGGCGAGUUUUCUUUAGUAGAGUAAUUGAUCGGAUUGAAAGUGAAGUGAUUAAUGGCAAGUCUCUCACCUUUACUGAGAGGAAAAGGCUAAUCAAGUGCAUUACGGACCAUGGAGAAUGUUCAGGAAGAUCAGAAAGUGUAUGUCGAAUUCUCUCUGGUAAAGGAAAAAUUCCUAGUACUAGCAGACAACAUUUGGAUCGCUCUCGCUCACCUCAUCAGAGAACCAGCGUUAUUAAAUAUGCCGAAAAAGAGAGCAGUGUAAUAGACUUAUGUACAAGUGAAAGCGAUGACGAUCAUGAAGAUGUUGAAGAUGGAGGGUUUGAUGCAGUAAUCGACUUAUGUACCAGUGAAAGUGAUGAUGAUUAUGGACAGGAAGAUUCUAUUGAACAACAAGGAGGAGGGAUUGAUACAUCUGAGAUAGAACCAGUUCAAUAUCAUAAAAACAUAACAGUCGUUGAAAAAGUCAAAUCGCACAAUACCCACUUUAACUACACUCAGCUAGAGAUUGAGUUUCAACUAAAGAAACCCGAAAACAGCUCAGAAGGGAAGAAUUGGAUGGAAGAUGCCUUUGAUGAGGUACUUAAAAUUCUGCGGACGGAGUCGAAAGAUGGGGACAAAAUUGUUAUGAAACUAUUUCUCCGUGAUAAUCCAAAUCACAGACCAAUAUUCAUAGGAAUUCGUCCCCUUACUGCGCUGAACGUACCCAUCAUAUUCGCACACCUAGAAAAAGUACAGCAGAGUACAACUGUUUUCAAUUCGACGGAUGUACUGGGUGUUCGCGCUUAUCUUCUACAUGCGAUGUCGGGACGUGGAGGCCAUCGUAAUCCCUCUAGAAUGACUAUUGAAGAGGUAUAUCGCUUCAAAUUUAGGAGCAUUAUCAACGUUAAAACGGAAAAGAAUUGCUUGCCUAUAGCAAUUAUAUUCGGAAUGUUGCUUUUGGAAGAAAACAAAGAGGAAAUUAAUAGAAAACUUAAAAGUUACAGACGAUAUCCUGUUAAGUUAAACAGAAUUGCAGAUGCAUUUGUUAAGGAAAUCAAACCCAGCAAACUGAGAGAGGACGGUAAAUAUGGACUUGAUUUUAUACAUGCUUUUGAACGUAAAUAUUCGAAAGACUUUAGAGUUCACGUUUACAGUUCUCUCUCUGAUUUUAACGUACUUGAGUAUAAAUCACGUAAAACCGCGACAAAUCAAAGAAAAUUAAUCAAUAUUUUCUAUGAUAAGGCGAAUGAACAUUACUUUUGUAUAGCAAAACUCGCGGGAUUUUUUGAUUUUGAUCAUCAUUGUACCGUUUGUGAUAUGCUUUACAAUCGUAGCCAUAUUUGUCCCGAAAAAUGCAAAUCCUGUACCCAAAACCCUCCGUGUCCUAAUGUUAUGUCAAUGCUUGAUUGUUCUUCAUGCAAUCGGCGAUUUAAAGGAGAAGUUUGUUUUAAUAAUCAUACUAUUCUGGGCGUUUGUGACAAAUUUAAAAUCUGUAAACAUUGCUAUUUGUCGUACGAUGCCUCGAAAGGUCAUGACUGCGACAAAAGAAAAUGUAUUAUUUGUGAUCAAAAUACUUCAAUUCCUCAUUAUUGUCAUAUUCAACCAUAUAGGAAUAGGAAAAACCGCAAAGAAUAUUGCAUAAUCUUCUAUGAUUGUGAGUCAGAAUUUACAUCGCUUCCGGGGGGAUAUUCAAAACAUACGCCUAAUUUAGUUAUCGCGUAUACAGUCUGUCAUUUAUGUGUUGCAACUCCCAAUUCCUACUGUUCAAGAUGCGGUCCUUCGGAACGUAUUUUUCAGAGCGAUGAAAACAAGUCCUCAAUUGAACAAUUUAUUGAUUAUGUUAUGCAAUAUCGUGAAAUGUGUACCCGGGUGAUAGCACAUAACGCGAAAAGCUACGAUGGACAGUUCAUCCUCGAAGAAUUAUGCAAAAGAGAAUACAAAAUAUCACCAAUUCUCUCGGGCAUGAAAAUUCUCUGUGCAUCAGUCGAUAAUAUCACAUUUUUGGACUCCCUUUCGUUCAUUCCCUUUCCUCUUUCACAAUUCAGUAAGAGUUUUGGUUUAGAAGAAUGUACGAAAGGGUAUUAUCCUUACAAAUUUAACACACCGAAAAAUCGAAAUUAUGUGGGGCCGUAUCCAGAUAUCGAUAUGUAUCCAAUUGCCUCAAUGACAACCUCUCAAUAUAACGACUUUCUUCAAUGGUACAAUGCAAAUAAGCAUAAUACUUUCGACAACAAAGCAGAAUUAAUUCGGUAUUGUCGUCAAGAUGUCAAAAUUUUAAUGAAAGGUUGCCUAAAUUUUAUGUUUUCUUUCAUUGAAACGACUGAUGUUAAUCCCUUUCUGGAGGCUAUCACCAUUGCUGAUUCAGUGAUGAAAGUCUAUAGAAAGAAUUAUCUCAAGCCAAACACACUUGGAAUUACACCAAAAAAUAAUUAUAAUUCAAAUUUCAUUCACCUUCAGAGCAAAAUUUCUCUCAAAUGGCUCGUCUACUUAAAAUUGAAAGAAAACAUAAACUUAACGUACGAAGAAAAAUUAAAAAAUUGUCGUUAUAUUGCGGAUGGUUAUGACGAAACCACUAACACUGUGUAUAGUUUUGAGGGAUGUUAUUAUCACGGACAUACUUGUUAUCUGAAUAGGAUGCAAGUGUGUUCUAAUGACCCCAAUGAUACAUUGCACAAUCGUUACGAGGCAACUUUGAGGCGAUUGGAUCACAUACGUAAAUUGGGAUAUAAUGUUGUAUCUAUGUGGGAAUGCGACUUCCGUAAAAUUUUAAAAGAUGAUCCACAGCUUACACAACAAAUAGAGCAACAUAGAGAGAUCACAGAUUCAGGUUUUAAUUUAAGAUCAGCAGUUUAUGGAGGUAGAACUGAAGUUUUUCGACUUUACCAUAAAUGCAAACCUGGUGAUCGUAUUUACUAUUACGAUUUCACCUCCUUGUAUCCUUGGGCCAAUAAAUAUUCUAAAUAUUUUGUCGGUCAUCCUACAAUUCACAAGGAUAUUGAAAGCCAAGAGGAGGCCCUAAAAUAUGAUGGCGUAAUAAAAUGUAAAGUUCUACCUCCACGUGGUCUCUAUAUCCCUUGUCUUCCGUACAGAUGCAAUAAUCGCCUGACUUUCCCAUUGUGUCGGCAAUGUACGGAAGAUUUGAAUGUCUUUAAUUGCACACAUUCAGACGAUGAGAGAGCCCUCACUGGAUUUUGGUCUCUCGAUGAAGUUCGUCUUGCGGUUGAACAUGGGUACAAAAUUCAAAAAUGCUUUGAAUUAUGGGCUUAUGAAACUUCACAGUACAACCGUGAGACUGGUGAGAGAGGACUAUUCGCCGAUUAUGUUGAUAAUUUCCUAAAAAUCAAACAAGAAUCAAGCGGAUGGCCAAAAGAUGCCAAAUCAGAUGCUGAUAAGGAACGUUACAUCCAAGAAUAUUUGGAGAAGGAAGGAAUUCAACUUGAGAAGGAUAAGAUAGCUGUUAAUAAGGGUAUGAGAUCUCUCUCAAAAAUUGUUCUGAACAGCUUAUGGGGUCGUUUUAUUAUGAGGGAGGAUUACAGUAAAACAACAAUUUGUAAUUCUUCUUCGGAAUUAAACGAUAUUUUGCAGUCAGAAAAUAUAGAGAUACUUGAUCUAUAUCCUGCAGGACCCACCCAAAUUUUCGUUUCAUGGAAACACAUUGAUGAACAUGAAGUUCCAUCAAAGUACGUAAAUUUGGGUGUAGGAAUUUGCACGACAACUAAUGCCCGGAUCAAGUUGUAUUCUGUUCUUUCCAAAUUAGGACAUAACGUUUUUUACUGUGACACUGAUUCGGUAAUUUAUCUUGUACCUAAUGGUCAGGAAAAUCCCUUGGAAACUGGAAAAUUUUUAGGAGAAUUAACCGAUGAGUUGGCGGAUUUCAGUGAAGGCUCUUACAUUGAUGAAUUUGUGAGCUGUGGACCAAAGGCGUAUGGCUUGAAAAUUUAUUCCCCCGGGACCGAUUCCUAUUCAUAUAAGGUUGUGUUUAAAGGCAUAUCGAUGAACAGGGAGGUUGAAAAACAUAUUAAUUUUGAAGCGCUCAAAAGCUUGGUCCUAAAUGAAAAUGAUGGUAUAAGAGUUGAAUAUCCGGAUAGGAUAACCAGGAAACAACUUUUCCAGAUUCAGUCAGGACCGUGCACAAAGACAGCAAACUUUACAUUAAUGAAAAGGAAAUGUGUCGAAAAUUUUGAUUCCUUACCUUUUGGCUAUUAAUUGAAUUAUAUUUAUGUAAUUGUACAAGAAUAUUUAAUCUUAGAAUAAGUUUAGAUUAAAAUAAAUAUCUAGAAAAUGUUUUGUUAUGUAAAAAUUACUAAAAUAAAACAAUGAAAUCAAUAUACAAAUGUGUUUUUAUCACAACAUAUAAAGGUUUCAUCCUCAUGCGAACGCUUCAUUUUUAAAUGGAAAAUCUGCAAUCGUUUCAUUUGCCCAUUUACUACAAAAAAGUCAUCAACCUUAUGCAUUGUGGAGAUCAAAUUUUUGCAUUCAUGUUUUACUCUUUCGCAAAUUAUUGAGGUAGGUAAAAUAUGGUGAGAAAUAUUUGCCUGCUCAAAGUUUCUUUCAGAAUUUCAUAACAUGAGAAAAUGACAAACUUAUGAAUUGAAGAUUUUAAAAACGCAAAUUUAUAGCAAUGAAAAUUUCAAAAACGCAAAUUUAUUGCAAUGAAAAUUUCAAAAACGCAAAUUAUAGCAAUGAAAAUUUCAAACACACAAAUUUAUUGCAAUGAAAAUUUCAAAAACGCAAAUUUAUUGCAAUGAAAAUUUCAAAAACGCAAAUCAUUUGAAAUGAAAAUUUCAAAAACGCAAAUCUUUUGAAAUGUAAAUUUCAAAAACGCAAAUCUUUUGAAAUGUAAAUUUUAAAAAUGCAAUGUUUUUCAAAUGAUGAUUUAAAAAACGCAAAUCUUUUGAAAUGUAAAUUUUAAAAAUGCAAUGUUUUUCAAAUGAUGAUUUAAAAAACGCAAAUCUUUUGAAAUGUAAAUUUUAAAAAUGCAAUGUUUUUCAAAUGAUGAUUUAAAAAACACAAAUCUUUUGAAAUGUAAAUUUUAAAAAUGCAAUGUUUUUCAAAUGAUGAUUUAAAAAACGCAAAUCGUUUGAAAUAUAAAUUUUAAAAACGCAAAUUUAUUGCAAUGAAAUUUUUUAAAGUUGUUUAAUUCUGAAAAAAAUCCAAAAUCUUAUAGGUACUCAUAAAAAAUUUAACCCACAAUCACAAACGAUGUGUGAUAAAGCAUACAAAAAACAUGUGAAAAUUAUGCAUGGGAGUAAAUUGCAUUUUUCCCCACACAAUUAAGACACAUAAACGGUGAUCAUAGAGAGAGAGGAAAAAGACGAAAGUUCCACAUACAAUUAAUGCAACACUCAAAGCCAAUAUUUAUACAUUGAAAAUAUAUUGUCUUUUUCCCCCUCAAAUAAAUUCAUGCACUUCAAGAAGUGAUCGCGAAAAAAUGUUUCGUCAGCGAAAUUUUUCUCAGUGUCGCUUCACACUUUCUUCGUUGCCAAGUGCCUGCUCAAAUUCC
This is a messenger RNA of Lutzomyia longipalpis, 6265 nucleotides long. RefSeq lists its product as uncharacterized. Bases 625 to 4968 code for a protein of 1447 amino acids. Gene Ontology annotation, biological process: DNA replication. The record is from RefSeq and is a predicted model, not a curated record. The transcript has 2 exons. NCBI's taxonomy places the organism in Eukaryota, Metazoa, Arthropoda, Insecta, Diptera, Psychodidae. Gene Ontology annotation, molecular function: DNA-directed DNA polymerase activity; nucleotide binding; DNA binding.